AUGGCACCUCCUCCGGCAGACCUCAGGCAGAUUGGUGCAGAAGGGUUUGCUCUGAUAGACAAGUUCUAUGGCCCACCAAGAAGGAGCAGUGGCAUCGAUGCAGUGUAUUUGCAUGGGCGAAGAGAACGUUGUUCGGUGGUUUAUCAAGUGCCUAAAGAUGUCAUGGAUGAGUCUUCUGUGAUUGGCAAGGAGCCAGUUGGUCCUUUUUCUGGGAUAUCUGUUGUGAAUUAUCCCAAGCCUAAACCCCAAAAUCGUUGGGGUAGACCCUUUAAACUGGAUGUAAUGAAUGAAAGUUCUCCUAUGGGUUAA
Messenger RNA from Sphenostylis stenocarpa, 309 nucleotides. NCBI's taxonomy places the organism in Eukaryota, Viridiplantae, Streptophyta, Magnoliopsida, Fabales, Fabaceae. The record is from the annotation of a GenBank genome assembly.